Ipomoea nil (Japanese morning glory) is the source of this 1590-nucleotide messenger RNA. RefSeq names its product putative pumilio homolog 7, chloroplastic. NCBI's taxonomy places the organism in Eukaryota, Viridiplantae, Streptophyta, Magnoliopsida, Solanales, Convolvulaceae. Bases 719 to 1102 code for a protein of 127 amino acids. Gene Ontology annotation, biological process: post-transcriptional regulation of gene expression. The record is from RefSeq and is a predicted model, not a curated record. Gene Ontology annotation, molecular function: mRNA binding. The transcript is spliced from 7 exons. Gene Ontology annotation, cellular component: cytoplasm.
UUUUUUUGUUAAAAUUACUGACCUAAUCAAACUUCCUGAAAAGGUUGAGGUAUGCAGUAGAUUUUGAAAAUUUUGCUUAGUGAGUCAAGGUUAUAGCAUGUAACUUACCACAGAUUAGUUAAAGAAAAUAACAAAAACUGAAAAUGGAAAAGCCAACCAUAUGUUGAACUUGUACUAGUCCUUGUCAUUCUAAACACGUGAUUUGGCCCAAAACUUUGCUACUAGUCCUAUAAUUUCAUCUGUUGUCAAAAUUUUCUUGUUACAACACAAAUGAGCAUCAUGAUUAUGUAAAUAAAUUGUGUGCAAAUAUCUCUGUUGAUGGAAUGAAUAAGAAAAUAGGAUAUAUGAAAGCUGCAAAACAUUUUAAAACUCAGAUGAUGCAGUUUUCCAUAAAUGAUGUAUCUCCUACAAGUUGCUGAUUCUUGAGUUACUGCUGCUGUUUGCUAGCAAAUAUUCUAACUGAUGCAGAUGAUCUAGCAUUAGAAAUAUUUCAAGACCUUUUGUUGUUACAUGGUCUAUUUAGUCUAUUCCCUUUUGCUUCUGCUGAUGCAGAAGCAAGAAGUGCACUUUGGAGCAUCAUUGCAAGAUUACUGAUUCAAGUUCAAGAAAUUGAGUUGAGUCCGUUGCAGCUACAUCAGUAUGUUUCAGUUAUCACAAGUGAAACAGAAGUGAUUGAGGAGGAAGUUCUCAAUCACCAGUCAAAUGACUCCAAUGAAGAAUGCGGGAACUCUGCUACCUUGCAAAAUUAGCUGCCAGAAAUGUAGUUGUAUCCUUACAGAGAUGCUUACAGUAUCUUACCAAUGGAGACAGUAAGUUCAUAUUUGUUGCAGCUGCAAAGUACUGCGUUGAUAUUGCAACACAUCAACAUGGGUGUUGUGUUAUUCAAAGAUGCAUCGCCCAUGCUACUAGAGAAUAUCGGGAAAACCUGGUUGCAGAAAUUUCUGCCAAUGGACUUCUUCUAGCUCAGGAUGUAUUUGGAAAUUAUGUUGUUCAGUUCAUAUUGGAGCUUAAGAUACCAUCUGUGAUAUCCAAGUUAAUAUCUCACUUUGAGGGUAACUUUGUGCAUCUCUUAACACAGAAGUUCAGCAACCAUGUCGUUUAAAAAUGCCUUAUCGUAUGCGACUAUAAGGUCCAGUCAAAGAUAAUCCAUGAACUGGUCUCUGCAACUCACUUUGAGCAGCUGCUUCAGGACCCACAUGCCAAUUAUGUUGUUCAAACAGCUCUUCGAAUUUCUGAGGUGGGCAUAGCAAUUGCAAUAAGAUACUCAUUGACAAUGGGAGCAUUUUCAGUCACACCAAAUGGACCUGAAGUUUUAUUGCUUGAUUACCCCAGCCAUCAAAGACAACUACUCCCUCUUCUUGCAAAGACAUAUGCCAUGAGCUUUGCUGCUAACUUCUUGAAAAGGAUGUAUGUGAAGAAGAAACCUGAAAUGAUCAAAACCUUACAUGUUCUUUCAAGUGCCUUUAAGACUACCUUAAGCUCGCAUAAUAUGCGAACACUUCAGGUAGUAGCAGACAUCACAGUUGUGAUCAAAAUGUCUUGUGGAGUCUAUUUUUAACUUUUAUUUUAGAUUAAAUAUUAUCUUGUGUU